Messenger RNA from Salarias fasciatus (jewelled blenny), 14906 nucleotides. It is a transcript of the gene sacs, whose product is annotated as sacsin molecular chaperone. Bases 319 to 14055 code for a protein of 4578 amino acids. The transcript is spliced from 10 exons. Gene Ontology annotation, molecular function: Hsp70 protein binding. The record is from RefSeq and is a predicted model, not a curated record. Lineage: Eukaryota; Metazoa; Chordata; Actinopteri; Blenniiformes; Blenniidae.
GGGGGAAUCCUCUCACUCCUCUUCGUCUCCGCUGCGCUCCUCUCCCUCUCUCCUCCCGUCCCGGUGUGUAAUUCAUUAUUAUUAGAACAUCGCCUUUGAAGGACUCGCUGUGUUGUUGGAGGGAAACCGGCCAUGUCACUCGCCGUUGUUGUCGUUUUUUCCAGGAACAGCGGCUGUGGUGAAAUGUGUGAUCUUUCUGGGAGGACCGUGAAGGCAGCGCGGCGGACAGAUACCACUUUCCAGGCGGAGUAUCCCUGCGCUGAGAGGAGAAGAUAGUCCAAUGAGCGUCUCUGAGCUGGGCCACAACACAGCGGCGACAUGGCACACUGUCCAGACCCGUGGUUGCCAUGGGUGACAGUUCGUCAUGAGUGCAUCGGCCUGCGGUCCUACCAGCUCUCUCCCCGCACGUCUGUCCGAGAUGUCAAACAGUUGCUCUUCGAGGAGACAAACCUCCCAGUCAGAGAGCAACGGCUGACUCACAAUGGGAGAACGCUGGAUGACAGGCUGCAGAUUGGCACCUUGGUGCCUGCAGGAAGCCCAGAAAUACCUGUCACUCUGGAGGGAAGAGGCCUGAAGGGAGGAGGGAGGUUUGGACAGACAACACCUCCGUUAGUCGAAUUUUUGAAGGAUAUUCUGAGGAGGUACCCCGAAGGUGGACAGAUUCUGAAAGAGCUGAUUCAAAAUGCAGAGGAUGCUGGAGCCACAGAGGUCAAGUUCAUGUACGACGAGACGGAGUAUGGCGUGGAGUCUCUAUGGGCGCCUGACAUGGCUCAGCAUCAAGGUACAGCUUUGUAUGUCUACAACGACGCUGUGUUCACUGUGGAGGACUGGAAUGGGAUUCAGGAGAUUGCAAGGAGCAGGAAGAGAGACGACCCCCUGAAAGUUGGAAGAUUUGGUAUCGGCUUCAAUUCAGUGUAUCACAUCACAGAUGUUCCCAGCAUAUUUAGUGGAGAUCAGAUCGCCAUGCUGGACCCUCAUCAGACGCUGUUUGGAGUGAACGAGUCUGGGCAGUGCUGGAACCUACAGACAGACAGCAAGGAGAUCACAGAGCUGGCUGACCAGUUUGCUCCCUACUUUGGGGUCUUCGGCAGCUCUGAGAAAACCAUCAAGGACGGCAGCUUUCCCGGAACUCUGUUCCGCUUCCCUCUGCGCAUGAAGCCAUCCCAGCUCAGCAGCAACAUUUACAACAAAGAGAAAGUGCUGGAGCUCUUCGAGUCUUUCAAGGCGGAUGCAGACACCGUGCUCCUCUUCCUCAAGAGUGUUCAGAAGAUCUCCCUGCACGUGCGCGAGUCCGACGGGACGGAGCGCAUGCUGUUUCAGGUCACAGCAACAGAGAACACCGACGAUAAGCUAGAGAGACCAAAUGCACUGAAGACUCUGGGUCAGGCUAUAGAUGGCUACAGCAACGGCGUCCCCAGCUCCACCAUCACGUGUGUCACUUACCAGGUCAACAUAGAGACUCAGGACGAAACCGCGAAAGAAACUCAAAGGAUGUCUUGGCUGGUCUGUAAUGGAGUUGGAGGGAGAGGUUUGUGCCCCGAGCUGGACUCUCUGGCAGAUGAUUUGAAAUUCAUGCCUACCAUUGGCAUCGCACUGCCUCUUUCUCGGCCCAACCAAGAGGACAAAGGCGCCACGUGUGGUUUCUCAGGACGAGCCUUUUGCUUCCUUCCUCUUCCCCCCGGAGAGGAGAGUGAGACCGGGCUUCCGGUUCACGUCAGCGGCUUCUUCGGCCUCACGGACAACCGUCGGAGCAUCAAGUGGAGAGAGGUGGACCAGUGGAGGGAUCCAGCCGCCUUGUGGAAUGAGCUGCUCAUCGUCACCGUCAUCCCGAGGGCUUACUUCACUCUUGUAAUUGAGGCCAUAAAACGGCUGCAGACAAAAAAGGACCAAGAUUUUCCGUUGUCUCCUGCAGGGACCUACAGGGCCUGGCCAGACCCUCAGCAGGUCAAAUCUCGCUGGAAACCCAUUCUUCAGCCGUUGUUUCAAGACCUGCUGCAGCAGGAAGUCAUCUAUUCCCUCAGUGAGAGCUGGAUCAAGGUGGACCAGGCCGUGUUCUCAGAGCUUGACGCGGACAAGGGUAUCUCAGAGACUGUGAUCAACUACCUCCAAAGCUCAGGAACACAAGUGGCGAAGGUGCCCGCUGCAGUGGAUUCUGUCCUGUCCACCUACACGACAGAAUCGAACGAAGUGAAGAAGGUGACGCCCUCUUUGUUGCGGCAGGUCAUCAGAAAGUGCAAACACAAAGGUCCCUCACAGGAGAAGCUGCUGCUUCUGGAGUUUGUGCUCAGUGAUGCCAACUACAGCGACCUGAUAGGACUUGAGCUCCUGCCAUUGCAAGAUGAGACCUUCACUACGUUUUCAUCCUCUGUCAGUGAGAAGGAUUCCAUUUACAUUGCAUCUGACGAAUACCCCAGAUCUCUCUACCCAGGACUGGAACAUCGUUUCAUACUUGAGAGUAUCAAGCCAGCAGUGAUGGGCAGUUUGAAGAAAGCUGCCAAAAGCAGAGGAAGACCCUGUACUCAGCUACAAGUUAUGAACUCUGAACGGUCAGCGCGACUCAUCAAAGAGAUCCUUUCAACAGCCUGGCCGACUCGAGACUUUAGUGUCCAGUGGCAACCUGGAAGCCAGGAGCUCAAGCAUCCUACAGUUUCCUGGUUAAAAAUGGUUUGGAAACAUCUCUACAUACAUUUCGCUGAUGAUUUAAAUACCUUUGAAGACAUGCCUUUGAUCCCACUUGUGCCACUUGAAGAAGAUAUGGAUGUAGUUCAGCUUAUGCGUCUCAAAACUCCAUCUCCUAUAAUUUUUGUGGAUGAAGAAGAAGCGCCACUUUCUGAGAAAGUUCUCGACAUCAUGGAAAAGCUUGGAGGAGUGGUGAUAAAAAAGCUGGAUCCAUGUUUGCAGCACCCUCUGCUUAAGAAUUACAUCCACCCGUCCUCACCAGGUAUUCUUCUGCAGAUUAUGGACAGAUUGUCAACACAACGAUUGUCGAGCCAAGUUGCGUCUUUCUCAGUCAAAGAGAAGAUUGCUCUCAGAAACUUUCUUGCAGGGCUGUCAGACAUUACAGAGAGAGAAAAACAUAUCCUGCUAGAACUUUCUAUUUUUGAGAAAGUGGGAACCUGCUCUGAAGGUAAAGUAACUUUUACAUCACUAAGAGGAGCCAGAGCUUUACAUCACAGAGCCAAGUUCCCACCAGAAGUCAAAUUAUCUGAAAAUCUUGCUGCGUGCUGUGAUGAGGAAUCAAUCCGUCUCAUCAAGAUGCUAAAAGUUGAACAAAUCAAAACUACACAGUGUUUGAAGAUGAUUGUUCAGGAUAUUGAGAGCGGUUUCUACACAAAAGAGGAGAUGACUCAAAUUGUGCUUUGGGCACUUAAACAUCUGGCCUUUCUGAAGAAUGAAAACUCAUCAGUGAUUGGAUGGCUUUCUGCUCUUAAAUUCAUUCAGUUGCCUUGUGGGAAGUUAGUCAAAGCCUCAGAUGUUUUUGAUCCUGAACUUGAGAUUUUACAACAUCUGUUCUACAUGGAAGAGAAAGUUCGGUUUCCCACAAGCACUUUCACAUCAUCUCCGGACAUUCUCCAUUCCCUCAGACAGCUGGGACUAAGAAAUGAGGUACAGCUCACUGAAAAAGAUGCACUUCAAGUUGCAAAGAAAAUACAGGAGUUACAGUGCAGUGAAGAACCUGACUGGGACCUCAUUAUCAAAAAAGCAAAAACCCUUCUGCAAAUACUAAACAAACAAACAAAGCUGGUAAAAUCAGCUGAAGCUCAGACGUCGUUGCUGAAGCUGAAAUGGGUACCUGUCUGUAAAGAAAGACCUCCGACUUAUCCCAAGUCCCUUGCUUGGGUUGGCGAUAGCCUCAAUAUCUGCUCUUUGUCAGAGAUGUGUGAAAUGUCCCAUGCAGUCCUUGUUGGUUCUUCAGUUGCAGUGGUUGAACACACAUCUGCAGGUAUGAAAAAAGCCCUCAAACUCACAAUAGAGCCACAGGUAGAUCAAGUUUUACAGCAUUUGAAAGCUGUGAAUGACUGGCAUAAAUCACAAGCUUUCACCACAGAAGAUUGGUAUCAAUUCCAGCAGAUUUUGUUUGAGAUUUAUGGUUUCAUGCAGGCUCAUCUUGAGGAUGCAAGAGAAGCAAUGAAAUCGCUGCCUUUUGAUUGGGUGUGGACGGGAAAGACAUUCUCAUCCCCAGGCCAGACAGUGCUGAAACCCCUCCCUGAUCUGGACCUGCAGCCUUACCUGUACUCACUGCCAAAGACUAUUAGAAAGUUUCACAAACUCUUCAAGUUUUGUGGUUCUGUUGAAGAGGUUGUCCCAAGCCAUGUAUUUCAAGUCAUUUUCACCAUCCAGCAAAGAUGUGCAGGAGAAAUGACCAAGGAGGAAAGCAAAAGAGAUAUUCUGCUUUUGAUCAAUAUCUUGAGAUGGCUGUACAAUAAUCAGAUACCCAUAGAGACAAACAUGUAUGUGCCCAUCCUUUGUUAUAAGGACCAAAACAAAUUAGCAAUGAAGCCGAUUCAGGAAUGCACCUACUGUGACAUAAAGGUUGAUGAUUUGCAUGACUUGCUUGAAGACGCUUCAGAGCCAAUCAUAUUGGUUCAUGACGACAUCCCAAUGAAAACUGCAGAGUGGCUGAAGGUACCAUGUUUGAGUACAAGAUUGAUAAACCCUGAAAAUCUUGGCUUUGAGCAGUCAGGCCAACAAGAACCUCUGACAGUGAGAAUAAAGAAUAUCCUAGAGGAGUAUCCAUCAGUAGCAGACAUUUUCAAAGAGCUCCUCCAAAAUGCUGAUGAUGCAAGUGCAACAGAGUGCAGUUUUCUCAUUGACAUGAGAAAAAAUGCUGACAUUCGAGAGAAUCUUCUUGAUCCUGGCAUGAUUGCUUGCCAUGGGCCCUCCUUGUGGUCUUUCAACAAUGCUGUCUUCUCAGACACAGACUUUCUGAACAUUACAAGGUUGGGUGGAUCAGUAAAGCGAUGUGAAGCAGACAAAGUUGGGAAGUUUGGCUUGGGUUUCAACUCUGUUUAUCAUAUUACUGAUAUUCCUAUCAUAAUGAGCAGGGAGUUCAUGAUCAUGUUUGAUCCAAACAUCAACCACAUCAGCAAGCACAUCAGAGACAAAUCUAAUCCAGGGAUUAAAAUCAACUGGAGCAAACAACAGAAGAGGUUGAGAAAAUUCCCCAAUCAGUUCAAACCUUUCAUCAAUGUCUUCAACUGUCAGCUGCCAUUGGCCCAGGACUCACCAUACAAGUACAACGGUACACUGUUCAGACUCCCAUUCAGAACAGAGCAAGAGGCUUCAGUCAGUGAAAUCAGUAGUCUUUACUACAACACCACAGAUAUCUAUUCUCUUGUUGAUGAGUUCAGCAUUUGUGGCCACCGGUUCAUUCUGUUCACACAGCAUGUUGGGACCAUGGUUCUAAAAUACCUCAAGUAUGAGGAACCAAACCCUGCAGGAGCACAAGAUGUAGUUGUGAUCAGCAAAAGUGUGUGGUCAUCCAAAGCAUCAUAUGGACCUCUCAGUAUCCUGAAGUCUGCAGCAAAGGUUAUGAAGAAAGUAGCGAGUACCAAUAAGGUACCUGCCGAUGUUCCCAAGUCCGGAUGCAUUAUACGCGUUAUGGUGGAGGAGUUUCAUAACGUGUUCAAACGCAUUGUUGAUCUUCAUUCCCCGUUGUUUCGAGGCUCAGAAGAAGAUCCUAACCAGUAUUUUGAGAUGGCUGCUAAAGGUGGUCCUACGAGAAGACUGACUGAUGAAAUGCCCCAGAAAGCAGUCGAGAUCACCAACUGGCUCAUCUGUUCAUGCAUGGAUGUAAACGAGGCACUAAAGUUUUCCCUCAGUGAUAGUGGAAAAAGACUUGGAUUAGUGCCUUGUGGAGGAGUGGCUGUUCAUCUCUCAGAAGAGGAGAAUCGGAAAUGGACGGUAAAGACAAGUACCACACCGAUUGGAGAGGUUUUUUGCUAUUUACCUCUAAGAAUCAAAACAGGUUUGCCUGUCCAUAUCAAUGGCUGCUUUGCAGUGACUUCCAACCGGAAGGAAAUUUGGAAGACUGACACUAAAGGACAGUGGAACUCUGUGUUCAUGAGACAUGUCAUCGUCCAGGCGUAUUUAGCAGCACUCACAAUGCUUCGAUCGAUGGCUGAAAGUGGAGAAUUGCUUGAAUACAACUACUACGCAGCAUGGCCAGAUCCAAGUCAGGUGCAUGAUGACUUUACCCUGAUCAGUCAGGGUGUCUACCAAGAAAUAGCCAAAGGCGGCGACAGUGAACAAGCAAAGGUUUUCUCAGACGGAAAAACCUGGGUAUCAAUCAAAUAUGUCAGAUUCCUUGAUGAUGCAUUACUCUGCCGCCCAGACAUUGGCCCUGCUGCUUUCAAGAUAUUCUUGAAGUACCUCAAGAAAAGUGGCGCACAAAACCUUUGUGCUGUUGAACUGCCUGAGUGGGUGAAGGAGGGUUUUGAUGAUGCAGGCUGCAAAGGGAAGUUGAUGGAGAACACUCUGACAGAGAAGCAGUUCUUUUCAGAUGUUUUUUUCCCUCACAUCCAGGAAAUUGACAAAGAGCUUCGAGAUCCACUGAUGCAUUAUGUUUUGAAUGAGAAACUUGAAGAUUUUGCAUCAAUCAUCAUGGCUACUCCUUGUAUCCCAUGCUCUGGUCCCAAAAAGGAACUUGUGUUACCUUCAAAACUCAUUCACCCAGAAGGAAGAGUUGCCAAACUGUACCAAUGUGAUGAUGGAAGAUUUCCAGAAGGGACUUCUAAAGACUAUCUGAACCCAGUGUGUUUAGUGAAACUGGUGCAGUUAGGUAUGGUCAAAGAUGAUCUCUCGUGGGAGGACCUGAUUGAACGUGCACAUUCUGUGAUUGACCUUAAUGAGAAUGACCAUACAGCUGCAUGCUUUCGAAGCAGUUUAUUACUCAGCCUCAUUGAUGAGAAACUAAAAAUGAGAGACUCUGGCACCGCUGAGCAUCUGGAAAAACUGCAGGACAUCAAGUUCCUUCCAUUCCUGACGAGGCCAGCAGGCUUCUCUCUACCAUGGCAUGGAAACAACUUUUCCCCAACCACAUUGUUCUCUGCUAAAGAACUCUUCACAACUGAACACCAGGACACAGUCUGUCUCAUGAAGCCAAUCCUUAAUGAGAAUUCCCCAUCCUUUAAAGGUUGUGGCGCAAUGUCACUAGCUGUCAAGGACUGUCUUGGUCUGAUAAGGAAGCCCUCAGUUGAUCUGGUAAUCAGUCAGCUAAAAAAGCUAUCGGAGUCAUUUGAUGGAGUCACUCUGUAUCAGGAAAACAUUACAAAUGCUUGUUACAAGUAUCUGCAUGAGGAAAUGCUACAGGAUGAAAAUGCAAAAGGCCAAAUAGCCGAGGAACUGGAAGCGUUCAACUCUAUCCUGGUGGAAAACACGUAUGUCAGUCCUUCCAAGGUUGGAUUCUACCUGAAUUUUGAUGCAGCUCCACAUCUCUAUCAACUUCCUAACAAAUACAGAAACAGCUGCAGGGAGCUCUUUGAAAAUGUUGGGGUACAAUCGAGUUUCAAAGUUGACGAUUUUGCAGCAGUUCUUGAAAGUGUGAAAGACGAGUGUGGGCGAAAAGGACUUACUGAGGAAAACUUCCAGUUGUGUCGCAGAAUUAUCAGUGAAGGGAUAUGGAGCUUAAUACGUGACAAGAAUCAAGAAUUUUGUCAAGCAAAUUAUGGUGGGAUAUUGUUACCUGACUCCAAUCUGACACUGAAGCCAUCAAAAUCAUUGUGCUAUAAUGACUGUCCCUGGAUCAAGGUCAGAGAUUCUUCUGUAAAAUACUGUCAUGCGGACAUUCCAAGAGAGGUAGCUGUGAAACUGGGGGCUGUUCCAAAACGUCACAAAGCUCUAGAGCGAUAUGCCUCAAAUGUAUGCUUUACACCACUUGGCAGUGAGUUUGGUCAGAAAGAAAAACUGACAAGCAGAAUCAAAAGCAUUCUUAAUGCCUACCCAUCAGAAAAAGAGAUGCUGAAAGAGCUGCUUCAAAAUGCAGAUGAUGCCAAAGCCACAGAAAUAUAUUUUGUUUUUGAUUCAAGGACACACCCCACUGACAGAAUAUUUGAUGACAAAUGGAUUCCAAUGCAAGGCCCGGCCCUCUGUGUUUACAACAAUCAGCCUUUCACAGAAGAUGAUAUCCGAGGUAUUCAGAAUCUUGGAAGAGGAACAAAAGAGGCAAAUCCAGGCAAAACUGGCCAGUAUGGCAUAGGAUUCAACUCAGUGUAUCACAUUACUGACUGCCCAUCCUUCAUCUCAAACAAUGACAUUCUGUGUAUCUUUGAUCCGCAUGCACAGUAUGCACCUGGGGCAACAUCUGUUAGUCCUGGAAGGAUGUUUCGAGACUUGGAUUCAGACUUCAGAUCCCAGUUUUCAGAUGUUCUAAAUCUUUACCUUGGAACUCAUUUCAAGUUGGAACGCAGCACAAUGUUCAGAUUCCCCAUCCGCUCAGCAGAGAUGGCAAGGACAUCAGAAAUCAGUUCUUUCUCUGCAUCUGACAGAAUGGUGCAAAAUCUUCUGGAUAAGCUGAAAACUGAUGGAGCAGAGCUUCUGAUGUUUCUUAACCACAUGGAGAAAAUAUCAAUUUGUGAGAUUGAUCCUGCAUCUGGGGAACUGAAAGUGUUGUAUUCUGUGACAGCGAAAAUAACAGAUGGCGAUCGACUAAAACGUAAACAGUUUCAUGCCUCUGUCAUUGAUAGUGUCACCAAAAAGAAACCGCUCACUGCUAUUCCUGCCCAGCAGAUAACCUACACAUUGGACAUUGAGGACACUGAUGGAAAUUUAACUACAUGGAUGAUCUGCAACAGGUCCGGCUUUCCAAACAUUGAGAAUGUCUCUAAAAGUGUGAUCUCAGCUCAUAAGAAUGAAGACAUUACUCUAUUUCCACGUGGCGGGGUAGCUGCAUGUGUAAGCCACAACUACAAAAAACCUCACAGAGCCUUCUGUUUUUUACCCCUUUCACUGGAGACUGGCUUACCUUUUCAUGUUAACGGGCAUUUUGCCCUGGACUCUGCAAGGAGAAACUUGUGGAGAGAUGACAAUGGUGUGGGUGUGAGGAGCGACUGGAAUAACAACUUGAUGACGUCCCUUAUAGGCCCCGCCUGUGUGGAACUGCUGAUUCAGCUUAAACGUCGAUACUUCCCAGGUCCUGAUCCCACCUUGACUGUGUUACAAGGAACACCACUUCAUGCUGUCAAGGAUACACUAAGGAAGUACCUGUUUUUUUUCCCGGUGAACAGACUUGACAUACAGCCAGACUGGUACUGCUUGGUCAAGGCCAUAUACAUCAGUAUCCACACAGAUCAGAAACGUCUGCUUCCAGUUGUCAGAACAGCACAAGUUGACAGCUCUGAUGUGCACUCUGUCAUUUACAUUUCAUGGGUCAACACAUCCACUGCAAACAAGGGUAGAGCUUUCUUUGAUAAUCUGCUGCAAGAUGAGCUUCAACAUUUGAAAAACACAGAGUACAACAUGACCUCAAGGAAGUCUGUGGCUGAAAAUAUCUAUCGGUUGAAAACCUUGCUCCUGGAUAUUGGUUUCAACCUGAUUCACAGCUGUGAUGAAACAUCAAGUCUCUACUUGUGCUUGGAAGAUGCAGGUAUUCCUGUCAGUUACGUUACACCAAGUGAUGUCCGUAACUUUCUCCUGACGUUUUCAUCACCAGAUACAACUUGCCAUGUUGGAAAGCUUCCCUGCCGUCUCCAACAGUCAAACUAUAAGCUAGUUCACAACUUAAAGCUUCUUGUUGACUACUGUUUCAAAGAUAUUGACAUGGAUGAAAUCCACAUUGAGGGUUUGCCUCUUUUGAUAACAAUGGACAACAUGCUUCAGGUUUUUGAUUCCAAAAGACCCAAGUUCCUGACAACACAUCAUGAACUGAUAUCAUCAAGGAAAGAGAUGUUCAUGAAUACACUGUACAACAGGUACAGCAGCUUUCUGUUGAAUGCAGGAGCUGCAAAAAUGUUCGACAUCAGCAGCUUUGGAGAGUUACUGGGCUCUGUUCUUCCAAGAGAGUAUCGAACAAAGACACCUGUAAAAUGGAGAGACACCUUUGCAAGUGACUCAUGGUUGAAAAGUGUCUGGACCUUUAUCAGUGAGAAUAUUACUCUUAAAGAGGACCAGGGAGACAUUAAACCCAGCUUUGACACCGUGAUUGACAUUCUGAAAGACUGGGCUUUGUUACCUGGCACAAAAUUCAUGGCAAGAGAAAGGCUUGUUCUACCUGAGCAUGAUGUGCUUUUACCUUUGAGCUUGAUGAACAUUGCCAUAUUUCCACAAGGCCAAAACGACAAAGUCUUCCAUACUCUCAUGAAAGCAGGGUGUAUUCAACUUGCAGUAAACAAAAUUUGUGUCAAAGAGAAUCCAAUCAUGACUUUUCUUCGGCAACACACAGCAAAUAUUGAAAACCCAUCAAGUGUUCUGAAAGCUGUGGAGUACAUGAUACAGACUUCUACAUUCAAAUCUGCAAACCUGACAGAGAAGGACAUUGAGGCUCUCCUGUUGUACUUCAGCUGCAACCUCACAAACCUUACACAGCAAGACGCACAGAGUCUGAAACUUCUCCCAUGCUUCAGAUCAGUUAGUGGGAGGUACAUCAGCAUUGCUAGCUAUGGGACUAACUAUGUUCUUGCAAAAAGCAUUCCUACUGCAGACAUUGAAAAAUGGGCUCACACGACCUCCUGUGCUUUUUUGGCUGAUAAUCCACAGCUGAAGGAGCUGUACACAUUUCUUGGCUGCGUGCCAAUUGAUGACUUGGAAAUUUACCUUCAGCAUCUCCUGCCGAAGUUUGAGAGUCUUUCCCAUGAUGCCAAGGUGGAACACAUUGUCAAUUUGAAGGAAAUACUUUUGUCAAUGGAAGAAUCAUGCAAAAAGAAGGAUCAGCUCUAUGAAAAAUUGGAAGGAUUGUCAUUCAUAUAUGACUAUUCAAGCAGACUCAGGCCAACCAAGUUUUUCUAUGAUGAAACAGUGAAGGUGUUUGAAGUUAUGUUGCCUGCAAAGUCAUUCAUACCAAAUGACUUUUUCAAGAAAGUGGAGCAAGUGUCAAAACCCAAGAAUGGGUCUCUAUCAUUGUCAUCAUGGAUAGCCUUCCUCCGAAAUAUUGGUCUCAAGCAUGAAGUGUCACAGCAGCAGAUUCUUCAGUUUGCUAAAGAAGUCAGUAUCAAGGCUCAAACUGAGAGCUGGACCAAAGAAAAAGUGCAAACCACAGUUGAUGUUCUUUUGAACCAUAUUUUCAAAGAGAGGACGGACCUGUUUCAGGGCACAUUUCUGAAAGAACUGUCGAUGAUACCUUUUUUGUGUCCUGAGAGGGCACCCAAAGAACUUGUCAAACUUCACUCUCAGUACCAAGAGAUGAGUGGCACACUACCUUUGAUUCGUUUCAGUGGGUCUCAAGUCAAUCCAAAAUUCAAGCAAACGGACAUCAUUCACUUGCUUUGGACAUCUUGUCCAAUUCUGCCUGAGAAGGCCACACCAUCAAGUAUAAAGGACCAGGAGGAGAACACCCUAACUGGACAGGAACAACUGGACCAAGUUCUGAACAUGUUAGGCGUCAACUUGGACCCACCACUCGAAAAAGUCAUAAGCAACUGCAAAAACAUCUGCAACAUAUCUGGUCCAGAUGAUGAAAUGGUGAAAACCAGGAACAAAGUUUUAAGAUCUACAUACGAAUUCCUCAAUGCUGAUAAGAGAGAUUUCCGUUAUCAGCUCCGUGGAGUGGCUUUUGUCAUGGUUGAAGAUGGCUGGAAACUGUUAAAACCUGAAGAAGUGGUCAUUAAUUUGGACAAUGAAUCUGAUUUCAAACCUUACUUGUACAAAUUACCCCUAGAACUUGGGACCUUUCAUCAGCUGUUCAAACUUUUGGGCACAGAAGACAUUGUGUCAACCAAACAGUAUGUUGAAGUGCUGUGGCGAAUUUACAGAAGUUCAGAGGGUAAGCAGCUUGACCCUAAUGAAAUGAGAACUGUGAAAAGGGUUGUUUCAGGAUUAUUCAAAUCUCUUCAUAAUGAUCCCGUUGAAAUUCGCAAAGACCUUGAGAGUCUCAGAGAUUUGAUAUUUUAUCUGCCAAGCCAUGAUGGCAGAUUAGCUAAAUCUAAUACUUUGGUGUUUGAUGAUGCACCACAUUACAAGAGCAGAAUUCAAGGCAAUGUUGGGGUUCAGAUGCUGGUAGACAUGAGUCAGUGUUACCUUGGCAAAGAUCACUCGUUCCACACAAAGCUGAUCAUGCUACUUCCUCAAAAACUGAGACCUAGACUGUUGAGUAGCAUUCUUGAAGAGCAGCUUGAUGAGGAUUCUCCAAAAAUGUGCCAGUUUGGAGCCCUUUGUUCACUUCAAGGUCGCCUUCAGCUGUUGCUGUCAUCAGAGCAGUUCAUUACAGGGUUAAUCAGAAUAAUGAAGCAUGAAAAUGACAACGCAUACCUUGUGAAUGAAGAAAAAGCCAUUCGUCUGUGCAAAGCACUUUGCGAGGGACUGAAAGUUUCCUGUUUUGAAAAGCUUCAGACAACUUUAAGAGUAAAAGGCUGUAGUCCCAUCCCACACAGUCGCAGUGAAACUCUAGCCUUCCUCAAGCGAUAUGGGACAGCGGUGAUUCACCUCUACAUCCAGCAUUCAGACAGCAAAGACAUUAACUUUCUUUUGGCACUGGCUAUGACUCUAAAGUCAGCUACGGACAACUUGAUUUCUGACACAUCCUAUCUGAUAGCCAUGUUGGGCUGCAAUGACAUCUACAGGAUCACAGAGAAGCUGGAUAACCUUGGUGUGAAGUAUGACUCAACAGAGCCUUCACAACUUGAGCUCCCCCUGCCAGGAACCCCUAUUCCAGCUGAAAUACAUCACACGCUCCUAAUGGACCCACUGAAUGUGUUCUAUCCAGGGGAAUAUGUUGGCUAUCUCGUCGAUUCUGAGGGAGGAGAUAUAUAUGGAUCCUACCAGCCCACUUACACCUAUGCUAUCAUUGUUCAGGAAGUGGAAAGAGAAGAGGAAGAAAACACAAGUUUCCUUGGAAAAUGCUUCCAGAUUGACAUUGGCUAUAGCGAGUACAAAAUAGUCAGCUCACUCGAUUUGUACAAAUUCUCAAGACAGGACGAAAGCACUCAUGUACGGGACACUAGUGCCCCAUCCACCCCCACAAGCCCAGACUGCCGUACCACUGGGCUAAGAAUGACUCCUCCUCUUUUUGCUGGCAAAGAAAACCUCAGACCUCCACCCCAAAAACAGUCUCCCAAGAAAAUCAAGCUUAAUGCUUUGCCUGAGAUUCUGAAAGAAGUGACCUUAGUGAUUGAGCAAGCUUGGAAGCUGUCAGAGACGGAGAGGAAAAAGAUAAUCCGCAGAUUGUAUCUUAAAUGGCACCCAGACAAAAAUGCAGAGAAUCUUGACAUUGCGACAGAAGUCUUCAAGCAUUUACAGAACGAGAUCAAUAGGAUGGAGAAACAGUCUCUAGCUGAUCAGCUUAACACAGACAGAGCUUCCAGGAGACCUUACUCCACAUCAUCAAGCCGCUUCCAAUCAGAGAAGUUCUCAUUUCAGAGGUUUUACUCAUCGUGGAACCAAGAAGCGACGAGUCACAAAUCAGAAAGGCAGCAUUUCAGGGAACAUACAAGCUAUGCAGGUUCAUCACAAUCCCAUCGUUUCUUUGUGCCCCCAACCUUCAAAACAGUCGGAAACCCUGUGGAGGCCCGCAGGUGGCUGAGACAAGCCAGAGCAAACUAUUCUGCUGCUCGUAAUGAUCUCCAUAAAAAUGCAAAUGAGUGGGUCUGCUUCAAAUGCUACCUGGCCACAAAGCUUGCACUGAUAGCUGCUGACUAUGCAGUCAGAGGGAAGUCGGAUAAAGAUGUGAAACCAACUGCCCUUGCUCAGAAAGUUGAAGAGUACAACCCUCAGCUAGCGGGCCUUUCCAAUGAUGUUCAGAUCCUCGAAGGAUAUGGUGUCGACAGCUUGAGAACUCGCUACCCAGAUCUGCUGCCAUUUCCGCAGAUUCCUAAUGACAGAUUCACGUCUGAAGUGGCAAUGCGGGUGAUGGAGUGUACUGCACGGAUUAUCAUAAAGCUCGAAACCUUUGUGCAGCAAAAAAUAUGAUUGUGUUAAAUGAGUAUGCAUAGAUCCUCUGUGAAAUAGAUCACCUCUCUGGCUGUGUGCAAUACAGACCAUAUGUACCACUUCGAAUAAAACUGAAAUAUCAAGCUGGCAGCUUAAAGUACAUAUGCAGUUUCUACACGUGAUUGUGUUACUGUGGCCCAUGCAAGUGUGAUAAAUACAAGUAUGGCUAUUAUAACCUAUUAGGCUGUCCUAUACAUUUGCUGUAAGAUGUGAAAACACAUAUGCUCUACAUAUCGAUGCCUCAGUAAUGUUUUGUUUACUAAAGUCCCCACAUUUUACGGUAUUUGAGUUAGAAAAAAAUGCUGCUUUUUUUUUACUUUAUCUUUUAUAGAAAAAACAAAUACUAACUCUAUUUUCUUGCUAAUGAAAAACCUGUUGAGUGUACAUGAAGGAUGAGCUUGUAGUAAAAUAGAUCAAUUCUGUCAAAUACUGCUGUUUCUGUCAUGCAAGAUUUCCUGUUUGCUCAGCAGAGAAAAUACAAUCAUGUUUGUACAUUUUACUUUUUGUAUCUUUAUGGUUGUUUUCAUAUAAUUUCUGUAAAUGUUGAACAUCUCUGGAUAAUGAAGCCAGUCAUUUCUUUAUGGACAAAGCACUUUUAUGAAAAAAAAAAUGUAUGUACUGGCAUUUUUAAUAGUGUUUUUCUCUCCUCGGCAGUUUGGGAAUCCCAACUCUGAAGAAGAAACAUUUUUCUUACUUUAAACAAGGUUGCUUGUUUGUUUUGUUGCUAAUAUAUUUUGUUUGUUUGUUUGUUUGUUACUGGGGGGUUUCUUUACAUCGUACAUCGUGUGUUUAUGUGAAUCACAUCUGCUCAGAGCUGGAGAGCAGACAUC